ACCAUUUUCUUGUGGUUUAGCGUAAAGCUCAAGCCCACCAUUCUCGUCUCAAACCCCACCUCUUCCCCCACCUUCUGUAUACAGCCCCAUCGAGGAGAGAACAGAAGACCGAAUUUCAUGCUUCGUCCUCCAACCAACAGCCCGUCAAAUACGUGUUUCUUCAAAUCGAUAUCUAUAAGUACUCGCUAAGCUCAAUCGCCCAGCAUGGCAGGAGUCGUUAACAUCCGUCGCGACGUCGAUGACAAGUUCUACCGCUACCGCAUGCCCGUUCUCCUUACCAAGAUCGAGGGCAAAGGCAAUGGCAUCAAGACCGUUGUUCCCAACAUGUCUGACGUCGCUCGCGCGCUCUCACGUCCCCCCACCUAUCCUACCAAGUUCUUCGGCUGCGAGCUCGGUGCGCAGACGUCCUUCGACGAGAAGAACGAUCGUUACAUCGUCAACGGCGCCCACGACGCUGAGAGGCUGAGGGAGCUACUCGACGGGUUCAUCGACAAGUUCGUGCUGUGCAAGUCCUGCAAGAAUCCUGAGACGGACCUCAUCAUCCUCAAGAGCGGACGCAACGAGGACAUCGUGCGGGACUGUAAGGCGUGCGGCGAGCGUACCGACAUCGACAUGCGUCACCGUCUCACGACUUUCAUCCUCAAGAACCCGCCCAAGAACCCCAAGAAGAGCAAGAAGGGUUCCAAGGGCGAGAGCAACGGCAAUGGCGGUGGACAGCACGCCGCUGCACCGCCCGUGCCCGGCGAGGAUGAUGGAGAUGCGCCUGGCGCGGAGAGCGAUGACGAGCUCACGAGGAAGAUCAAGGCCGAGGCGGCCCAGCUUACCACUGACGCGGCCAUAGCCAAAGAGGACUGGUCCGCCGACACGUCCGCCCAGGCUGUGAAGGCGCGGAUGAAGACGCUCGAGGGUGCAGUCAGUGGCAUGGCCAUCAGCGCCGGCGACGAUGACGACGAUGACGAGGGUUUCGACAGCCCCUAUGCACAGUUUGGCCGGUGGGUCGAGGAGAACAGGGACAGUGCCGACAUUGGCGCCGUGCAGAUCUACAAGAAGGCGGAGGAGCUCGGCGUGGAGAAGAAGCACAAGGCUGUGCUCGUGCUCGUCCAAGCUCUGUUCACGACGGAGAUCGCGAAGGAGAUCGAUCAGUACAAGGCUCUCUUGUCCAAGAUGGUCACAUCCGAGAAACACCAAAAGUCGCUUCUUGGUGGCAUCGAGCGCUUCGUCGGCAAAACCCACCCUGAACUUGUGCCCUCCGUGCCCAAGAUCCUUAUGGCACUGUACCAGAAUGACAUUAUCGAAGAGGAGGUCGUCACUCAGUGGGGCACACACGUCAGCAAGAAAUACGUCGACAAGGACACGAGCAAGAAGGUCCGCAAGGCGUCCGAGCCGUUCUUGAAGUGGCUUGCGGAGGCGGAUGACGAUGACGACGAUGAGGAUGAUGAGUAGAUGGCCAACGCAUUGAAUGGCUUGAUACGAUUCGUUCUGUCUAUCAAAGUUAUAACAUAACUCAUGUGUCAAGGUUUCCCAUGAAUGUUAUCAAUAUGUUGUCAUGUUUACUGGUUU
Messenger RNA from Coniophora puteana RWD-64-598 SS2, 1560 nucleotides. RefSeq lists its product as uncharacterized. Lineage: Eukaryota; Fungi; Basidiomycota; Agaricomycetes; Boletales; Coniophoraceae. Gene Ontology annotation, biological process: translational initiation; formation of translation preinitiation complex; formation of cytoplasmic translation initiation complex. Bases 205 to 1443 code for a protein of 412 amino acids. The record is from RefSeq and is a predicted model, not a curated record. Gene Ontology annotation, molecular function: GDP-dissociation inhibitor activity; translation initiation factor activity; eukaryotic initiation factor eIF2 binding. The transcript is spliced from 3 exons. Gene Ontology annotation, cellular component: cytosol.